CGUGCUGCGCGAAGGAAAGCGGAAGGCUGCAGCGUGUUGUGGCUGCUUAAAGGAGAGAUUUGCCUCUUUCUGGGGCAUGCCGUUGCAACGAGGCCUUCACUGAAAAUGAUAGGGGCACGCUGCGUGUGCCUGUCUCUUCGACGUUGUUCCUCCUCUCCGCGCCCUAAACAUGCUGCACCUGCCAAGCUGUUCCAAGUUCAGGAACUGUUGGAAGUCCAGAACCCAACCGAUAAUGACGUUAAAGUCCACGGUUGGGUGCGGUCCGUCCGGUCCCAGAAAGAAAUCUUAUUUCUGCACGUCAACGACGGCUCCUCUCUGGAAAGCCUCCAAGUAGUUACUGACUCUGGAUUGGAACCCAGGGAGCUAUCGUUUGGAAGUUCUGUAGAAGUACAAGGGAAGCUGGUCAGAAGCCCUCACAAAAAGCAAAACGUGGAACUGGCAGCGGAAAGCAUUCGUGUUGUGGGACCUUGCGAUGUGCUGACAUUCCCGCUGAAGUACAAAACACGUCAGCCGCUGGAUUACCUCCGGCAAUUCCCUCACGUCCGAUGCAGAAGCAAUUCUUUGAGCGCGCUCCUGAGGAUUCGUAGCGAAGCGACGGCUGCAAUCCACUCCUUUUUCAAGGAUAAUGGAUACCUGCAUGUUCAUACGCCAAUAAUUACCUCAAAUGACUGUGAAGGGGCGUCUCCUUCUUUGGAGGUUUUUAAAGUGAAACCUGCAAAUAAAGACGGGGAGCCUGAAGACAACCCCCAUUUCUUCAACGUUCCUGCCUUUCUAACAGUCUCUGGUCAACUCCAUUUGGAAGUUAUGACCGGGGCCUUUACCAAGGCGUUCACCUUUGGUCCUACAUUUCGUGCGGAAAAUUCUCAGACCCGCCGACACCUGGCGGAGUUUUACAUGGUGGAGGCGGAGCUAGCGUUUGUCGAUAGGCUUCAAGAAAUCAUGCAGGUGAUGGAGGAUCUUUUCAAAAGAGUGACGGACACGGUGCUUUCCAGAUGCCCUCAAGAUGUUGGUCUCUUCCACAAGCAUGUAGCCCCCGGACAAGAGGGCAAGUUAGAACAGAUGCUGAAGAACCCAUUUGUAAUAAUGUCAUACACUGAAGCCAUGGAGAUCUUAAAGCACGCUCGCCAUGUUUUCCAGUACAAACCAGAGUGGGGUCUGGAUCUCCAGCGCGAACAUGAGAAAUACUUGGUCAAUCACUGCGGCGAAAUCCCAGUGUUUGUAUUUAAUUAUCCCUAUGACCUCAAGCCCUUCUAUAUGCGGGACAACGAAGAUGGGCCCCAUCACACGGUGGCAGCCGUUGAUCUUCUCGUACCAGAAAUUGGGGAACUUUGCGGGGGCAGUCUGAGAGAGGACCGUCUGGAUUUGCUGCGAUGCCGCCUACAGAGGUUGGGACAAGAAGACGCCUACCAGUGGUACCUCGAGCUGCGUCAGUUUGGAUCAACCCCACACGGAGGCUUCGGAAUGGGGUUUGAGCGUUACCUCCAAUGCAUUCUGGGAGUCGAGAACAUCAAAGACGUUAUCCCUUUCCCACGGUUUCCUCGCUCGUGUGUUUUGUAGGGCUUCUCCUCUGUUUCUGAGAAUUUGACUCUUCUGCAAACCUGUGGCCUCCCCUGAUGAUGAAAUCGAGUGUUCUUGGAAAUAAGGGUGGGCCCCUCUUCUUCCUUGAACCAGAUAGAGGCCUUGAAAACAUGACAUUUGGAAGCUGAGUCGCGUUUAUAUUCCUGUGUGGUACUCUGAAAUCCACUGAGCGCUCUGCACAGCGUUAAUGGGGGUGUUCUGAAAACCCUAUUGCUGUGAUCCAGUUACAACUAGAAGGAAUAAAGCACCAUUUUGGUAGAAGUUUGUGAAUUUGCAAGAAUGGUUUGGGCUGAACUCAGAUAUAGGAAUUGGGAAGGGCAAGAAGCUGAAUGAGUUGGAGGCUCCGGGGCCUGCAGAUUUGAAGACUUACGAAAACAACAGUGCUGUUGCUAUUCUCGCAAUGGGCAGCCCACCUCCAAGUAACACAAGCCUGCACUGAGACCGGAAAUGACACUUGAGUGAGCUUAAUAUUGGAGUGAACAUUGAUGCAUUAGUCGCUGAGUGCUUAUUUUCUGCAUUAAAAUUAAAGGGACAACUCACUCUUACACCCA
Messenger RNA from Sphaerodactylus townsendi, 2129 nucleotides. RefSeq names its product asparaginyl-tRNA synthetase 2, mitochondrial (gene NARS2). The transcript is spliced from 16 exons. The record is from RefSeq and is a predicted model, not a curated record. Gene Ontology annotation, cellular component: mitochondrion. Gene Ontology annotation, molecular function: ATP binding; asparagine-tRNA ligase activity; nucleic acid binding. Gene Ontology annotation, biological process: asparaginyl-tRNA aminoacylation. The coding region runs from base 106 to 1557 and encodes 483 amino acids. Lineage: Eukaryota; Metazoa; Chordata; Lepidosauria; Squamata; Sphaerodactylidae.